Molecule: messenger RNA, 3768 nt
Organism: Anopheles bellator
Lineage: Eukaryota; Metazoa; Arthropoda; Insecta; Diptera; Culicidae
Product: myosin light chain kinase, smooth muscle-like
Exons: 9
Coding region: 391-3576 (1061 amino acids)
Biological process (GO): protein phosphorylation
Molecular function (GO): ATP binding; protein kinase activity; protein binding
Source: RefSeq, a predicted model, not a curated record
CGCGCGAUCAGCUUGCAGUUCGCGCUCGGUGGACGCGUUCCGGCCCGCUUCUGCCCUCCAUAAGGGCCUCCGGAGGUGCAGUGCGAAAGGGACAGUGUGUCGCGCGCCAGAGUCAGACGCUGAAGGUCACCGCGAAGUUGUAGCGCCUUUUGCGGUGCGUUAUUUAUCGUUUUUCUACAGCCGGUCGCGCGUUGCCCGUCUCAUUGCGUGUGCGAGUGUGUGUUUUAGGUUGCCGAAAACAGUCGUUACCUUGCCCGCCGCGGCCGGGGCCCAGAGUGCAGUAGCAGGCUCCUCCUGCCCGCAAGCUGUUUGAAUGCGUGUAAAUUAUUCGCCCGCCGCUGGCUGAUUGAACCAAGAGACGCGAACGGCCGGGACGUUGGCCGGGCCGCGAUGAAUCAACCGACCAGCACACAAAACACAAAAGCUCCUGCCGAACAGGGCAGUAUGGCGGCCACAGUGGUACCGUUGAAGUUUAUCUACGUCCCGCAAAAGAUCGAAGCGUACGAGCAUGAGACGGCCGUUUUUCAGUGCAUCGUCGAAGGUAGCCCCACGCCCCACAUGUCCUGGCAGCGAAACGGGCGCCCGCUGACGGCGGCCUCGCGCAACGUGACGAUCCAGAGCAAGGGUUCGCUGUGCACGAUGAAGCUCCAGAACGUGGCGCCAAGGGAUGCCGGCCAGUACCAGCUGGUGAUCGAGAAUGGGAGCGGUCGGGUGGAGCGGACGAUCGAGCUGGUCGUGCUGGAGAAGAUCCGAACGAUUAACCGCAUCAAGCGCACCAGUGUGCCAGCGACGAGCAGUAUCCGCAUCUACCGCCACAUCAACGACUACUCGCCCCAGGUCGGUGAGUACAUCAUUCUGAACGCCGAGUACUACGCGCCGUCCAUCCCGAGCGUGCGCUGCUUCCACAAUGGGCGCGAGCUGGACGACGGCCGGAUAUUUCAUCGUAGCGUCAGCCAGCGCAACGUGUCGCUGAUUCUGGAGAAGGCGAAACCGUCCGACUCGGGCACGUACACGUGCGUGCUGGAAACGAUCGACGGGUGCAUCAAGAUGAUGUCGGCCGAAAUCGACGUCCAGGACCCGAAGUGGUCCGUCCCGAUCGACAAGAUGCCCCGGUUGGUGCGCGACCUGCCGAAGGUGAUCACCGUGAUCGAGGGGACCGAGGUCGAGCUCACGCUGGAGCUGCACUGCUCCGAGCUGUUCAAGUGUUUGUGGAAGAAAAAUGGCCGCCCGAUCAAGGAUUCGAUCGAUUUCGCCUACAUCGACCACGGAAACGGUAUGCUGGGUUUACGGCUGAAGGACCCAUUCCUCGAUGACGCCGGCCUGUACGAGUGCACCAUCGAGACGGCAACCCAGCAGCUUACCGCAACCUGCUACCUGGACGUGCUCGAGCAGGAACAACCGUCCUCCGAAUCGGCGACCGAAAAUGGAAGCAUUGACCUGCCGGACACCGCCGCCGCCGCUGCCGAUUUCGUGCGCUAUCCACUCUCGCAGAUUGCCGUCGAGGGUGACAACGUGGAGUACUGUGCAUGUGUCCACCCGCCCGACGCACCACUCCGAUGGUACGUCCGUGGAGCGGAAGUGACCAGCGGCACCAAAGGGUUCUCGAUCGAAUCUCGCGACGAUGGCGAACACAUUCUACGGAUAUUCAACAGCGGCUACAAGCAGAGUGGUGAGGUAAAGUGCUUCGUCCCCCGCACCCCGGCCAGUGAUUGCAGCCUGCGGGGGGUGUACGCAUACGCCGACCUGUGCGUGCUGCCGAAGGCGUUCGUCGGAUCGACGGAGCACAGGGAGAUCGCCCGGUACAGUACCAGCACCGGCCAGAAGCUGCGGUUUCUGCAUGGCCUACAGGACGAGGUGGUUCUCCAGGGGGAUGAUGUCGUUAUCGAGGCCUGCUACCAGGGAACUCCGCUGUCGGAGUUGCGCUGGAAACACUCGGGCCGGUACAUCGCGGAUAGUAACGCCACGACCAGCAAUCUACCGGGACGGACACGGCUUUUGCUGACAAAAAUCGAACCAUCACAGGGCGGCAAGUACAGCGUUCAACUCGAUCCGGCCUGCCCGGAAACGGAACUGUCGAUGUGCCUGCGGGUCGAGUCACCACCGGAACCACCGGCAGGACGACCCACGGUGACCGUGGCGAACCGGACGGCACUGUCCGUGUCGUGGAAUGCCACACCGUACGACGGAGGCAGUGCCAUAACGGGAUUUGUGAUCGAAAUCGACCGGAACGACCAGGGGCAUUGGAUCUGUGCCAAGCGUGUACCGAAUUCGUAUUCCUGCUUAGUGGAACCGCUUGUCCCGGAGCUUCAGUAUCGGUUUCGAAUACGGGCCGAGAACGUGCAUGGUUCGAGUGCUCCGACACCCGCCAGUGAGCCCAUCCUACUCGCGUGGACCGAGCCCCCGGCGAAUGGCCAAUGUACCAAUGGCGGUCGGAGUGGGGAGCGAUCGAUCAGAAGUCCUGCAUCGAGUGGAGCCAGCGUCUGUAGCAGUGCCGCCGACGGUAGCAACGACAGUGGUGAACUGUGCGGGACGGCCAUCGGCGGUCUGGCCGAUGACCACCCAUCGCCCGCGUCGACGACAGCCCCGCAGAUGUCGUUCACGGCCGACGGUGCGUUUGCGGAGCAGUUCGAGAUGGUGAAGGAGGUCGGGAAGGGCCGGUUCGGAGUCGUUUACAAGGUGAAGGCUCGGCGCGAUGGUGCCGUGCUGGCGGCGAAGAAGGUCAAGUGUAUUCUGAAAAAGGACAAGGAACGCGUCUGGGAGGAGACGGCCAUCAUGGAGAAACUGGAGCACCCGAAGCUGUUGCGACUGUUCGCGACGUACGAGCUGCCGAAGGAGAUCGUGAUGGUCGUGGAGUACAUUUCGGGCGGCGAGCUCUUCGAGCGGGUGGUAGCCGACGAUUUCACCCUCACCGAGAAGGACUGUAUCAUUUUCGUGCGCCAAAUCUGCCACGGGGUCGAGCACAUGCACAGCCGACAGAUCGUGCACCUGGACCUGAAGCCGGAGAACAUUAUGUGCGCCACGAAAACGAGCCACGAGAUCAAAAUCAUUGACUUCGGUCUGGCACAGCAGCUGUGUGCGUCGAACCCGACGCGCGUCCUGUUCGGGACGCCCGAGUUUAUUGCGCCGGAAAUCAUCAACUACGAACCGAUCAGUGUGCUAUCGGAUAUGUGGAGCAUCGGUGUCAUCUGUUACGUGCUGCUGUCCGGUCUGUCGCCGUUCAUGGGGGACAACGAUGUGGACACGUUCAGUAACAUUACACGCGCCGAGUACGACUUUGAUGACGAAGCUUUCGAUCUCGUGUCGGACGAGGCGAAGGAAUUCAUUGCCGGGCUGUUGCGGGGCCGGCAGGAGGACCGGCUCAGCGCCCAGCAGUGCCUGCAGUCCGGGUGGCUUUCGCUCAAGGAUGGCGACAGCGUUGGUGUCAACCAGAUCCGGACCGAUAAGUUGAAGAAGUUUAUCAUCCGUAGAAAGUGGCAGAAAACUGGAAAUGCCAUACGGGCCCUCGGUAGGAUGGCUAACUUAUCUGCUUCGCGGCGUGUCUCGGUUGUGCCGCGGGAAACCAACAGCUCCGACUGACUUCGGCAGCGAUCGUGGGGCAGUGGAGCGUGGACGUUACACGGAACGUUACGGCAAUUGAUUGUUACUUGUUUCUGAUGCCAAAUUGCAGCUUCUGAUGUUAUACGUAAUGCGUUCGUUUGUUAAUAUUGAAACUUCCCACUAAAGCCAUAUGCAACCGUAUCCGAAUAAAAUCUUUAAGUGAAGUCACGA